Sinocyclocheilus anshuiensis is the source of this 9753-nucleotide messenger RNA. Its product is annotated as FRAS1-related extracellular matrix protein 2-like. The transcript has 24 exons. Gene Ontology annotation, cellular component: membrane. The coding region runs from base 156 to 9398 and encodes 3080 amino acids. Gene Ontology annotation, biological process: anatomical structure morphogenesis; cell communication. NCBI's taxonomy places the organism in Eukaryota, Metazoa, Chordata, Actinopteri, Cypriniformes, Cyprinidae. The record is from RefSeq and is a predicted model, not a curated record.
AAUCCUGGCGCGUGUGUGGGAUUUCUCAACUUUCUGUAUUUGUCUCCUCUUCCCUCUUGGAUGUAAAGCAUAAGAGCGGAAAACCCCACUGAUCUCCAUUUGGAUAUCUCAUUUGCCCAAGAACCUCCUGUGGCUGUGUACACUGCGCGUUCAGCAUGGAACUUCAUAGAUUUUUCAUUCUCUUGCUUUCACUGACAGGUAGUUCAGCGCGAGGAGUUGAAACGCACGGAUUGUCGUACGCUUACACGCCAGAACUCUCGGAGGACGCGAUACUGGUGGCAAACAACGGCAUACACGUGCCUUUCGGGAGAUCUGUUUACAUCGAUCCGAUCAACGACUUGGUCAUUGAAGUUCAGCCUGGAGACAGGUGCAUUAUGACCGUUCUGGAUAAUGAUCCGCUGUCUCAGAGACCGGGACAUGUGUCUCCUAAAAAAAUCCCGUGUGAAUUUGGUCCUAACGAUGUGAGAUACUCUCAUUUCGGUUCUAGGAGCCCUGCGAGUGACAGGGUGAAGCUGCAACUCAGGUAUGACACUCAGACUGAAACUAUUAUAAUCCCCUUUAUGCUAGAGGUGGAGGUUGUUUUCACACAAUUGGAGAUUGUUACUAAGAACAUGCCUCUUAAUGUUGAUAAACUGCGUGGGACUAGUAAUCCAAUCGGCAGAAAGGUUUUAGACUUCACCUAUGAUAAAACCUCAGAACAAUGUGAGGUAACAUCACUGGCAGCCAGCAGUGCGCUUCCUAGAUAUGGUAAAGUUGUUGAUGAGAGCAAACUGGAGAAAAUGAUGGAUUGUGAUCUGUUUCUCAAAUCAGAUAUCCGCUAUGAGCACACAUCUACCCACAAGUCCCCUAAUAAGGAUUACAUCCCAAUGGUUGUGGAGCUACGGAGCAAAGAAAAUAAUUUACUGAAACAAGAGUUUUUCCAUGUGAUGAUUCGGAUAAAAGAGGGUGAAGAAAACACUCCCCCCAGACCGAGUUUUGUGGCUAUGAUGAUGAUGGAAGUUGAUCAGUUUGUUAUGACGGCUUUAACUCCUGAUAUGUUGGCUGCAGAGGAUACAGAAUCCAAUCCUGAUGAUCUCAUUUUCAACAUCACUUCUCCUCUGUCCUUUGAGGAGGGCUAUAUUGUGAGUACAGAUGAUAGGAAUUUACCUAUCACAUCCUUUUAUCAAAGGGAUCUCAAAGAUCUGAAAAUAGCAUACAAACCUCCCUCUUUGGACUCGGCUACCGAGAGGAUCUUUCAAAUAGAGUUUGAGGUCAUAGACACAGAUGGUGGCAUUUCAGAUCCUUUUGCAUUCAUGAUUGUUGUGAAGCCCAUGAAUACAUUAGCGCCAGUAGUCACUAAGAAUACUGGCCAGCUUUUAUAUGAAGGCCAGUCUAGGUCUUUGUUUACUCAGAACAAUUUAGAAAUAAGUGAUGAAGACAACCUGGACAGUGUGAGGAUAACGGUGGUUGAUGGACUGCGUCACGGUCACUUAACUGUUCUAGGCACCAACAAGAAGUAUUUUACGCCAGCUGAUCUGGAGGUCGGCAUUGUGGUUUACCAGCAUGAUGGCAGUGACACAUACAGUGAUAAUAUAAUAUUCAGAAUGUCAGAUGGCAAGAAUGAAGUUGAGUUUUUGUUCCCCAUCACAAUUGUACCCACAGAUGAUGAGCCACCCAUCAUAAAUGCAAACACUGGGCUGAUUUUAUUCAAAAAUCAGAUGGUGCCCAUCUCACAGCUCAUGCUCAGUGCAGCAGACAUCGACUCUGAAGAUUCCAGCAUUCAAUUUACAAUCGAGCCUCCAUUUUCUGCUAUUGGCGAGGUCGUGGUGAGGCAAUCUGAAGCACCCGAGGACCCAUCCUCCUGGAAAUUUAAUGCAGAAGAUGGUGUGUAUGAGAAAGUUGUGACACAGUGGCUCCAGAAAGAUAUUACAGAUGAAAAGCUCUUCUAUAGGCACAUAGGUCCACACAUCACAGAGGCAGUUACUGAUCAGUUCGUUUUUAGAGUACAAGAUGAUGCCGAUCCUCCCAACCAAUCUGGUGAGAAUUCAUUCAUUAUUAAAAUUUUACCUAUUGAUGAUAUUCCACCCGUGCUGUUCCCAGGCACUACUUUGCAGAUGACAGUACAUGAGUACCAGCUGACUCAUUUCAACAAGAAUGUUCUUCGUUAUACUGACUUGGACUCUGAAGACCGUGACCUGAAGUAUACAAUAACUCAACCGCCAACUGACACAGAUGAGAAUAAUCCCAUUAAAUUUGGGUCUAUUGUUUUGACUGACAGCCCCGAUACUGACGUAACAGAAUUUACCCAAGCGCAAAUGAACCAUCAUAAGAUUUCCUACAGCCCACUAGACCUUGAGCUUGGCAUCACACCUCAUGUGGUGCAGUUCCAUUUCACAGUAGAGGACACUGCUGGAAACAGUGCUAAUGGAGUUUUUACAAUUUUCCUGCAGCCUGUGAACAACAAACCCCCACAGAUAAUGAACACUGGAUUCACAAUCCUUGAGAGAAGGGUGCAUGUCAUCACGAGUGCUGAACUCGACGCAAAUGACCUUGACACUGACAGUAAGCAAAUUUCAUUCACGCUAAGUCAAACUCCACAGCACGGACUUGUUCAGCAUACGUUUACUGACUUGAAAAAAGGAAGCAGUUUCAAUUUGAUGGAUAUCUCUGAUGGCAAAGUGUCAUAUAUCCACAAUGGGGAUGAAACAACAAGUGACUCUUUUAAAUUGGAUGUUAGUGACGGUGUUCAUGUUGUAACAAUCACUGUGAAGGUAGCGGUAAAGCUUAUUGAUGAUGAGACACCAAUGCUCAGCCUCACAAAGGGCACCUUUGGCUCUCGCUUGGAUGUGCUGGAAAAUGGUGCCACAGAAAUUACCACCAGUGUUAUCCAGGGAAAAGAUGAAGACACUGAUGACCUGAGGUUGACGUUCAUUGUGGAAGAAGCCCCUAAGUUUGGAGAAAUUCUGGUGAGUGGAGUUUCCUCAAGCAGAUUCACCCAAGCUGAUAUCAUCAGUGGUCUGGUUGUGUAUGCUCACACCAGCGGUGAGAUUGGUCUCACUUCGAUAGAAGACUUUUUCAACCUGACCCUCUCUGACAUGUCUGAUGAGUGGACUGUAGGGGGUAACCAAGUAAAUGGAGUCAGUGUUCACAUCACCAUUCUGCCUGUAGAUAACCAGACUCCAGUGGUCACAGUUGGCCCUACCUUUACCGUCUUUGAGGGGGAUAAAAACACAAUUGGUAGGCAUCAUAUUAUGGUUGAAGAUGCAGACACACCAAUUGAGGACAUCCUGUGCACCAUCAUUGUUCAGCCUACAUCAGGAUAUGUGGAGAACAUCUCUCCAGCACCAGGCUCUGAAAAGUCAAGGUCGGGAACGGCAGUAAGUGCUUUUACCAUCAGAGAUGUGAAUGAAGGUCAUAUCCAUUAUGUCCAAAGCAUACAUAAAGGAGUUGAGCCAGUGGAGGACAAGUUCACAUUUAGAUGUUCAGAUGGUGUGAAUUUCUCAGAGAGACAGUUCUUUCCGAUUAUAAUUAUUCCCACCAAUGAUGAAAAACCGGAGAUCUUUAUGCGAGAGUUUGUUGUAAUGGAGGGCAUGAAUGUUAUCAUUGACAUGCCACUCUUGAAUGGAGUCGAUGCUGAUGUUCCUGCAGAAGAAUUGACGUUUAUCAUCACCAAACCCCCAAAUCAUGGGUUCAUUCUCAAUCAGCUUGCAAGUGGCUCUGUCCCAAUCACAAAUUUCACUGUGGAGCAAAUCAAAGAAGCUUCUAGCAUAAUUUAUGAGCAUGAUGAUUCUGAAACCACUGAAGACAAGUUUGACGUUCUUCUUACAGAUGGGAAACAUUCAGCUGAGGCCACCAUCAUGAUCAUGAUUAUCCCUGUGGAUGAUGAAACACCAAGGCUUGCCAUUAAUGAUGGGCUUGACAUCGAGAUUGGUGAGACAAAACAGAUAAACAGUAAAGUACUAAAAGCUACUGAUCUGGACUCAGAUGAUGAGUCUCUUACUUUCAUCAUUCGCUAUGGCCCCGGUCAGGGCUUCCUUCAUAGAAGAUCAGCAGGAUAUGUGGAGAAAAGAUCUGCUGGGUCUCUAGAGAACAUAACAGUUGGCAUGAACUUUACACAAAACGAGGUGAACAAGGGUCUCAUUUUGUACACUCACAAUGGACAGGAAGGCAUUCGAGACCUUAUAAAGUUUGAUGUAACAGAUGGCAUAAAUCCUCUAAUUGACAGAUACUUCUAUAUUACUGUGGGCAGCAUUGACAUGGUGUUUCCUGAUGUCAUCAGCAAAGGGGUGUCUCUUAAAGAAGGUGGCAAAGUGACACUCACAACGAACCUCCUCAGCACUAGUGAUCUCAACAGCCCUGAUGAGAACUUAGUCUUCACCAUCACAAGAGCCCCGGUGAGAGGGCAUUUGGAAAGCACAGAUUCGCCAGCCAUGCCUAUUGUGUCCUUUACCCAAUUACAGCUGGCCGGAAGCAAGAUCUACUACAUUCAUACUGCCGAAGAUGAAGUCAAGAUGGACAGCUUUGAGUUUGAGGUGACCGAUGGCUACAACCCUGUGUUCCGCACGUUCCGUGUUUCGAUUGUUGAUGUUGACAAUAAAAAGCCGGUACUGACCAUUCAUGACCUUCAAGUGACCGAGGGACAGACCAAACUCAUUACGCCCUUUGAGUUGACCGUUGAGGACCAAGACACAGCUGAGCACCUUCUCAAGUUUACAGUCAUCCAGCUACCCAUUCAUGGCAAACUGCUUUUCAAUAACGGUCGACAGGUGACUUCGUUCACAAAGCAGGACCUGAAUGAGAAUAUGAUCAGCUACAAGCAUGAUGGCACAAAGUCGGACAAGGACAGCUUUUCUUUUACAGUCACUGAUGGCACCCAUUCCGAUUUUUUUGUCUUUCCUGAUACCAUUUUUGAGACCCAAAGGCCUCAGACCAUGAAGAUUACCAUUGUAUCAGUGGACAACGGUGUGCCACAGAUUGUGGUUAACAAAGGUGCACCGACUUUAAAGGUCUUGUCCGCAGGUCACUUAGGUUAUCAGAUCACAAGCAAAGUCCUGAAGGCAGUGGACCGAGACAGCAGCCCUGAGGCUUUGGUUUUUCACAUUACAACACAGCCAGAGCAAGGCUACCUGAACAGCCUGGACCGAGGGAAUGACUCAAUCAACACCUUCACACAAGCUGACAUAGAUGAUCUUAAGAUCUGCUAUAUCCUAAAGGACGAGAACAAUGCCACCAGUGACGUCUUUAGUUUCACCGUGGAGGACAAUGGAGGGAACAAACUGAAGAACCAGCAGUUUCGUCUGAACUGGGCUUGGAUUUCUCUGGAGAAACCGAACUAUGUGGUGGAUGAGCAGGACAAAGUUCUCGAGGUGAUCCUAAGACGUAGAGGUUUUCUAGGUGAAACGUCUUUUGUUGGGAUUGGUGCUUUGGAUGGCAGUGCCGAGAAGGAGAAGGAUUUCCUGGGAAAAUCGCAGAAGCAGGUGCAGUUUAACCCCGGCCAGACCACAGCCACGUGGAAAGUGAGGCUUCUCUCUGAUGCGAAAUACGAGCAGUCCGAGACGUUCCAGAUUAUCCUGACUGAGCCAGUGAUGGCUGUUUUGGAGUCACCAGCAAUAGCCACUGUUGAGAUUGUGGAUCCAGGUGAUGGCUCCGCCACAGGAACCAUCCCCACUUCUGUUCUGUCCUACUCUGACUACAUCUCCCGUCCAGAGGAACAGGCCAGCAUUCUGCGCUUUGAUAAGGACGAGACGGAGAAGCACUGUCGUGUGGUGAUCAUUGACGACUCGCUGUAUGAGGGAGAGGAGAGCUUCAACGUGACCCUCAGUAUGCCUAUGGGAGGAUGUCUGGGGCCAGAAUACUCCACUGUGCUUAUCCGCAUACUGCCAGACCAGGACGACGCUCCUGUGUUCAAUUUUGGCAAUCAGGAGUAUAACGUCGAUGAGAACGACAGCCACGUUGAAGUCCGUGUGUGGAGGACAGGGACAGAUCUUUCUAAAAAAGCUAUGGUCACUGUGAGGUCCUGCAAAACAGACCCAGUUUCUGCUGAAGCGGGGGUGGACUAUGUGGGAAUCAGCAGAAACUUGGAGUUUGCACCGGGUGUGAGCAUGCAGACGGUCCGGGUCACCAUCCUGGAUGACCUAGGCCAGCCUGUUCUGGAAGGGACAGAAAGAUUUGAGCUUAUUCUCCAGAUGCCCUCCAAUGGAAUUCUGGGAGAGCCAGCGAAAGUCACGAUCUUUAUCAGCGACUCCAUUUCAGACUUGCCAAAAGUGCAGUUUAAACAGACUGUGAUGACUGCAGAGGAGAGUGAAGGUCACAUCACUGCAAUGGUACAACGCAGCGGAGACAUCAGACACAAGUCCACUGUACGCUGCUACACCCGGCAGGGCUCUGCACAGGUGGUGUUCGACUUUGACGAGAGACCCAACACUGACACGUCCAUCAUAGCUUUCUUGCCCGGUGAGUCUGAAAAACCAUGUGUGCUGAAGCUGGUGGAUGAUUUGAUUCAUGAGGAGGAGGAGGAACUGAGGCUGGUUCUGGGGAGCGCGAAGAGCGACUCGCCGUACGGAGCAUCCAUAGGCAACCAGAAUGAAACGCUCAUCAAGAUCAAGGACAACACUGACAAGCCCAUCAUCAAGUUUGCCGAGACAAAGUUCAGUGUUAGUGAGCCAAAAGAGUCGGGGCAGAUGACAUUGGUGAAGAUCCCUAUCCACAGGACAGGAGACGUUUCGAAAGUAUCCCUGGUGAGGGUGCACACGAAAGACGGCUCUGCCAUAUCUGGAGAAGACUACCAUCCCAUCUCCCUCGAUGUUGAGUUUAAAGCUGGUGAGAUCGAGCAUGUAGUGGAAGUGGAGGUUUUGUUUGAUGGCGUAAGAGAGAUGAGAGAGGCCUUCACUGUCCAUCUGAAACCAGACGAGAACAUGGUUGCUGAAAUCCAGAUGACUAAAGCCAUAGUGUACAUUGAAGAGACCAAUAGUAUGGCUGAUGUCACGUUCCCUUCACUGCCUCAUGUUGUGUCACUGCUGCAUUACGAUGUUGUCAGACGAACCAAAGAAAUUGCUCACCCACCCGCUGGAUACCCUGUCGUCUGCGUCACGGCUUGCAAUCCCAAAUAUCCCGACCAUGACAAAACAGGCUCCAUCUGCAUUAGCGAACGCAUCAACGAUACACUGACUCGUUACCGAUGGCUCAUUAGCGCCCCCAGUGGUCCGGAUGGCGUCACCAACCCCAUGAGAGAGGCUGACUUUGAUACAUUCUUUACUUCCUCCAAGAUGAUCACCCUAGACUCCAUUUACUUCCAAGCGGGUUCUAGAGUGCAGUGCGCAGCCCGUGCCGUGAAUUCUAACGGGGAUGAGGGGCUGGAACUGAGCAGCCCCAUUGUGUCUAUUAGCAUGGAAGAAGGGAUGUGCCAGCCACGUAAAUUGGGCACAGUAGGUGCUGAGCCCUUUUCUGCCAAACUGCAUUAUACAGGCGCUGAAGACCCUGAAUAUGCCAAUCUCGUCAAGCUUACUGUCAGCAUGCCCCACAUAGACGGCAUGCUCCCUGUGGUCUCCACUCGUGCACUGUCCAAUUUUGAGCUGACUCUGAGCCCCGAUGGCACUCGCGUGGGAAACCACAGGUGCUCCAAUCUGCUGGACUUUAAUGAGGUGUCCACACGCCAUGGAUUUCUAACCAAGGCCAGCCGGAAUAUAGAGAGCAUCGGAGAGACUCUGCCGUAUCAGUACAGCCCCGUCCUCAGAGGCCAGAGCACUCUACGCUUUUACAGGAACCUGAACUUGGAGGCCUGUCUGUGGGAGUUUGUGAGUUAUUAUGACAUGUCUGAGCUGCUCACAGACUGCGGGGGAACGAUCGGAACAGAUGGGCAGGUGCUGAACCUGGUGCAGUCAUACGUGACCCUGCGAGUUCCUCUCCACGUCUCUUACGUGUUUCAUUCCCCUGUGGGAGCUGGAGGCUGGCAACACUUCGACCUGCAUUCUGAACUGCGGCUCACCUUUGUGUAUGACACUGCCAUCUUGUGGAGGGACGGAGUCGGCAGCCCUCCACAGGCAGAACUGCAAGGAGCUUUAUAUCCAACCAGCAUGAGGAUCAAUGAGCAGGGGAGGCUUGUGGUGAACUUCCGCACAGAGGCUCGCUUCAGGGGGUUGUUUGUAGUGGCACAUUCUGCAGCGAAUUUGAGGGGUCAGAAGACUGCAGCAUCCCCUGUGAAGUCCAUUGUAUUGAGUGCAGACCACCCAGGCUUGACCUUCAACCUCACUCUGGUUAGGACUGAGCUGACCUACAGCCAGCCUGUCCAGCAAUGGAUGUUCAUUUCAGACUUUGCAGUUCGAGAUUAUUCAGGCACAUACACAGUGAAGCUGAUCCCCUGUACAGCAGCGCUGAAUGUGGAGUACACUGUUCCUCCGGUCUGCAACCCUAGAGAGCCAGUUACUUUUGAUCUUGAUAUCCGCUUUCAGCAGGUGAGUGACCCUGUCGCGGUGGAGUUCAGUCUGAACACACAGAUGUUCUUGUUGUCUAAGAAGGCGUUGUGGUUGUCAGAUGGAUCUAUGGGCUUCAGUCAAGAGAGUGAUGCGGCUUUCUCUGAGGGUGACACAAUCUAUGGACGGGUGAUGGUGGACCCUGUGCAGAACUUGGGUGGCUCUUUCUACUGUAACAUUGAGAAGGUGUAUCUGUGCACCGGCGCUGAUGGAUAUGUUCCUAAAUACAACCCCGCCAAGUCUGAGUUUGGAUGCCUUGCAGACUCUCCAUCUGUGCUGUACAGAUUCAAAAUUAUUGACAAAGCCCAGCCAGAGACCCAGGCCAAGAGUUUUGGGGACGUGAGUUUCAAGGCCCUGCUGGCUGUAGAUGACCCCUCUGCCCUCUCUCUGGUGAAGCAGCCAGGAUCUGACGGAUUCAGAUUGGAUUCUACUCCUCUUUUCCAGGUGGCAGUAGGAAGGGAGUGGUUCAUUCACACCAUCUACACUGUGCGUUCAAAAGACAACGCCAAGCGUGGCAUUGGCAAGCGAAGUGUAGAGUACCACUCAAUAACAUCAGGUGACCUUGUACCAGCGGAGGCCAGAGGACGCUCCAGACGGUCCAACAGAGAAGUCCCGGUCCUGGCGGAGGAGAUCGGACCCGAGAACAACCGAGGAACGAAUAUCAUGCACAUCGCUCUGGACCGCAGCCGUCGGCGCUCUGCGUCUGGGGAGGAGCUGUUCGCAGACGGACUGUCUCCACGGGAGCUCAGUGGACGAGGUGCGGAAGAGGACGCUGUGACUGUGGCAGGAGCCAUCGUGGGACUGCUUCUCACCGUCCUCGUGGUUAUAGUGUUGGCACUGAUGGUUCACUCAAGGUGGAUGCCCGUGAAAAAGGCCCCAAGAGUCUCGUCCAGCCUGCAGCCUGUUAUAGUUAGAAGUAGCCUUGAUAAUGGUGACAGCUCAGAGGUCUGAAGGACUAAUGGACUACUCGGAGAUCCUACUGUUCUCCUUUGUCAUACAUGGGAUCAAUUUGUUUUGUUUGUUUUAAACAAGUGCCUCUGACAGGUUUUAUUUUACGGAGAACUCGCGACCCAGUUCAUCACCAGCCCAAAGAAAUCAUUUUAAAUUACGUUUUAUGUUGUAACUCUGAAUUUUUGCUUGUCUAAUAAUGGAUUAAGGUUUACCCAGUGUUCAGAGUUCUCAGGGGUCCCAAUAGUGCCCUACCCACUUUUUUGGAAGUAGACUAGAAUGUGAGAAAAGAAAGAAAGAAAAAUGUAUCCUUUAAAUAUUAAUCAUUUUAAUAUUCUUUUAUGCCAGUGGAUAUAUU